GCGACCUCGUAGCACCGGCCCUAAUUGAAUUAAUUGCCCCGGAACAUCUAAUUUCCUCACUGGUCAGAGAGAGGUUUAAUUGUUAUGAAAACCCGGCUCCCCGACUAGAAACGGGGUUAGCAAUUUCACGGGUUAUAUACUUUAGAGAACCUCAUUAAGUGCUUUUUAAAAUGAAUUUCCAGUUCCAGGCUAGCCCUGACUACCAGAUGAGCGGGGAUGACACCCAGCACAUCCAGCAGUUCUACGAUCUCCUCACGGGCUCCAUGGAGAUCAUCCGGGGGUGGGCAGAAAAGAUCCCCGGCUUUACCGAGCUCCCCAAAACAGACCAGGACCUGCUCUUCGAGUCCGCCUUCCUGGAGCUCUUCGUGCUGCGCCUCGCUUACAGGUCAAACCCCGUGGAGGGCAAGCUUAUUUUCUGCAAUGGGGUUGUGCUGCACCGGUUGCAGUGCGUCCGUGGCUUUGGUGAAUGGAUCGACUCCAUCGUGGAAUUCUCCUCCAACUUGCAAAACAUGAACAUCGACAUCUCCGCGUUCUCCUGCAUCGCUGCCCUGGCCAUGGUGACAGAGAGGCAUGGGCUUAAGGAACCCAAGAGGGUGGAAGAACUGCAAAACAAGAUUGUAAAUUGUCUCAAAGACCAUGUGACUUUCAAUAACGGGGGAUUGAAUCGCCCCAAUUAUUUGUCCAAACUCUUGGGGAAGCUCCCUGAACUUCGCACUCUUUGCACGCAGGGGCUGCAGCGCAUUUUCUACCUGAAAUUGGAAGAUUUGGUGCCACCUCCAGCAAUAAUCGACAAACUUUUUCUGGACACUUUACCUUUUUAAGACUCUUCCCAUGCACUUACGUUGAACUUAAACUCCACCUGUCUGAAGGGGGAUUCAUCUGGGCGCCAAGCGGCACCUUUGGGUGCCCGAUUCCCAUCCCCAAAAAACUUGCUAACUUCCUGCAGGCAGAACAUGAAUGGGCAUUUUGGCUCUGGGGCAUCAUGGAUUCAGAUCAUGGACUACACAAAUACCAUGGUAUAAACUUUUUAUUAUCAGCUUAAAAUGAAUUUAUUAUUAAGGACUUCUGGUUAAAAAGAUGAACAUAUCUGGCAACGCCGGGUGCGCAGCUAAGACUCAUAUGAUGACAAAAGUAUUAAAGUGACCCACAAGUCUCACCCUCUUAGAGUUUUCGGCUGUAAAAGAAAGCUGUAAUAUAUACUAAAACCUAAAUGUUGCGUGGGUGGCAUGUCAUUAAAGAAGGCAAAGGCUUGUAAAUUUAUCAGUUUGGCUUUUUAAAAAUUAUUCUGAUUAUUAUGUGCCUAUUUAUGAA
Tinamus guttatus (white-throated tinamou) is the source of this 1311-nucleotide messenger RNA. Lineage: Eukaryota; Metazoa; Chordata; Aves; Tinamiformes; Tinamidae. The record is from RefSeq and is a predicted model, not a curated record.